AUGGCAGCAGCAAUUGCUAAAGAUUAUUAUUUUGUAAUUGUUGGACGUCAAGAUCAACCACUUUUGGAAAUGGAUUUUCCUCCAAAGAAGCGUGAAACUCAGGCAGAAACUCAUCAUUUACUUCAAUUUAUUGCACACGCAGCUUUGGAUAUUGUGGAUGAAAUGACACUUAGGGAGCCACAAAUGUACUUGAAGAUUGUUGACAAAUUUAAUGAAUGGUUUGUUUCUGCAUUUGUUACAUCUAGCCGUAUUCGCUUUUUAAUGUUACAUACACAAAAGAAUGAAGAUGGGAUUAAACAAUUCUUUCAAGAAAUUUAUGAAAUGUAUAUAAAAUAUUCUAUGAAUCCCUUUUACCAACAUGAUUCUCCUAUUCGUUCUGUAAAUUUUGAACAAAAGGCUGGCAUUUAUGGACGGAAAUUUCUUGGACCGUUGGCAGUUCUGAUUCGUGAAGGGUGCACUAUUCAUCUUUUGUUGAAUUUUAUUCUGACUUGUGCCUUAUGGCUGCCAGGACUGAUUCAUGCUAUUUAUGUUUGCUAUUAUAUGUAUCCUACUAAUGUGGCUGUAGUGGCAGUGCCGCAGCAAACUGUGACGACUGUGCAUUAUGGUGCAAAUUAA
Meloidogyne enterolobii is the source of this 615-nucleotide messenger RNA. The record is from the annotation of a GenBank genome assembly. Lineage: Eukaryota; Metazoa; Nematoda; Chromadorea; Rhabditida; Meloidogynidae.